Molecule: messenger RNA, 3505 nt
Organism: Labeo rohita (rohu)
Lineage: Eukaryota; Metazoa; Chordata; Actinopteri; Cypriniformes; Cyprinidae
Gene: cavin2b
Product: caveolae associated protein 2b
Exons: 2
Coding region: 250-1674 (474 amino acids)
Cellular component (GO): cytoplasm; caveola
Molecular function (GO): protein kinase C binding
Source: RefSeq, a predicted model, not a curated record
ACACGGCUCUUCCAAUCGCACCAGAGAGGGAGGGAGAGACAGAGAGAGAGAGGGGAAAGAGUCAGAGUGUGGCUGUCUUCAAAAAGGGGUGGGAACGUCAAACCUGGAAGCUGAAAAGUUAUUCCCAAGCCUGUAAACAAGAAUCAAAGCUGUACGAACUUGGUGGCACUAAAACCAACUAAAAGAGGAGCACCUAAAGGACCAUUUUCCUAAAUAAAGUCAUCUGUUGAGACCAAGAUCAGCCUCAGAAUGGGAGAAGAUGCAGUGCAAGCUGAGAGGAGCAGCAUGGCCAGCACACAUGAGAACCAGGAGCUGGUGGUGCCAAGCCCCAGCCCCACUCAGUCUUCACCCACACACAGCCUCUCGCAGCUGGGCACCAUCGCAGCCAAUCUCCCUAGUGGAGAACCUAGCAGCCCUGGGCCUCUAGCUGGCACUCUCCCCAGAGAUGGAGCCUCACCUACAGGUCAAGUGAAUGCCAUCACUGUCUUGACACUACUGGAUAAGCUGGUGAACAUGCUGGACACAGUGCAAGAGAACCAGCAUAAGAUGGAGAUGAGACAAGUCGAGAUGGAGGGAGCGGUGAGGGGCAUCCAAAACGACAUGACCAAGCUCUCCAAAAGCCACACUUCCACCUCCAACACAGUCAGCAAACUCCUGGAGAAGAGUCGCAAGGUCAGUGUCCACAUGAAGGAGGUCAAGGACAAGAUGGAUAAGCAAGCUGUCCAGGUGAAGAGACUGGAGGCUAAUCAUGCUCAGCUGAUCAAGAGGAACAACUUCAAAGUCCUCAUCUUCCAGGAGGAAAAUGAAAUCCCUUCAAGUGUCUUUGUGAAGGAACCUGAACCAUUACCUGAAGUGGAGGAGGAGACCCCAGCCAUUGAUGCCAACCGUUCUCAAGAGGAGGGCCUUCAGACCAUCACCCUCUCCUCGGACGAGGAGCAGGUACCAGAAGACGACGAGGAUGAAAUUUUGGCCGCUUUGGACCUCGAGAGUGAAAGCAGAGUUGAAAAGUCUCGAGCUGAAAAGAUCAAGCGCUCCAGUCUCAAGAAAGUAGACAGCCUGAAGAAAGCUUUCUCCAGGCAGAACAUCGAGAAGAAGAUGAACAAGAUCAGCACCAAGAUUGUGUCCCCAGAGAAGCGUGAGAAAAUUAAGAAGAGUCUGACACCGAACCACCAGAAGAACCCCAGUGCCAAGAGCUCCUCUUUCAAGGUCUCUCCUCUCACCUUCAACAUCAAGAAGAACCGCAGUGGUGACGCCGAACCAGAGGCUGAAGGCUCAGCUCAGUCUGAGAGCGCCGUUGCCUCUAUCGAACUGGCUCCAAUUGAGAGUCCAACUGAAGACCUGUCAUUCAGAGAGGUCCACUCCCAACUUGCACCAGCACAAGAGGAAGUAAAAGCAGCCGUGGAAGCAAUGGAGAAAGAGGAGAUGCCUAACAUCCUGAAUGGCACGGCCGAGGUUGAGCUGUCCAUCACAGAAGAUGUAAGCGAGGAGUAUGUUCUUUCUGCGACCCUGCCCCAGGACGCCUCCCAGAUAGAGGUCUCCCACAAUGCCUUACAGGGAGAGGAUGAAGAGGAAGGAGAGGAGGAAAAGGCAAGAGAAAGAGGGCAGAGUGAAGACAGCCCUCUAGCAGAAGCUGCAGGCCAAGCAGAGGGUGUUGCUGUAGGACAAGCAUCCUAAUGUCCUGACCCUCCAUUCCAGCCCUAGGACACCCUCCUAAGAUGAGAAAACACUCUCUCCCUUAUCAGUGCCAGCCAUCCCUGCCAUGAACCCAGACAUCUGCCCUAUCCUCAAAGAAUACAGACUUACAAUACAGGCUAUUCAAAGGCAAAAUUCAUGAACUAUAUGACAUUUGCUUAAAAAUCCCAUAUCGCUGUUGUCCCUAGUCUUUCAGCAGAAAUGAAUGUGAAAGCAGUCUAAUCCAACAGUCUAAUCUACAGACCUUCCGCUUGUGAGAAACCCAUUCCAGCUGGUAUUACUGCACACUCUGUCUUCCUCUGGUGGUGCCUACCUGUCAGCUGAGAAGGUUGGCAAAGGAAAACAAACCGCUAACAGCCAAGGGACUCAACGGAUGCCAAGUGCACUCCAUCUAUCCCAUGGACACUUUUUUAACAAUAGCUUGGUUUUCAUCCAAUUCAUUUCUUUUGGAACAGCCUGUGCACAGCUGAAAGUGAUAUUGAUUUCAUGCAACCUAGAUUAUGUCCAAUCUUGGUCCAGUUUGGUUUUGUUUUUGAGAUUAAACAGUACAAAUAUACUGCCAUGUACUAUGUCUGUGUUUGUCAGAAAUGUGUAACGUAUUCGAUUUACAUUUUGGUUUUAAUCAAGUCACACUAUGUAUACUGUGAACUCAUAAAUACAGAGACCAAAAGAUGUGAGAAAGCUAGUUGGGAAGUGUAUUGUCCUAAACUAAAAAAAAUACAAUUUCUGAAUUCUAGAAUUUUGCUUUAUAGUGACUAAUAACAUUUAGAUAACCUUUUUCACACAUCAUGCCAUGCUAUACAUUUUCUUUGAACCUGGAAAGCAGUUUACAUGGGGGAUCCUGGUCUUCCCUGAGCUUAACAUAUGUCUCGGACCCUAGUCAGAAAGCAUUCCUGCUUUUGAUAUACGGCUCUUUUCAGAGACCAUUUCUCAAGUGCCCGUUGGCAUGAUGCUGGCUGAGAAACAGGCACUGUGAGGCCAGUUUAGAUUACAGGCAUAUUUCUGAAAGUGAUGAAGGAGACGAUCAGCCCAGUUGGAGGCAAAUAAGCCAGAGAAGUGUGGAGAUCUGAAAAAGUACAAAAAGAAGUGUAGAGUGUUAAAGUGAAGUUUUGAAAUAUGAGAGCUGACUAACAAAGGCAAAUACCCUCAUCAUUUUAGAAUAAAUAUCAUUUUCUGAUAUUUGUGCACACUUCAGCACAGCUAUCACGCAAACCCAGAAAUAAAACUGUGCUGUUAGCGGAUCAAGUAAAAAGUGAUGGACAGCACUGGCAAAUGAGCAAUGAGAGUUCCUUUUAUCUGAAAUUUUGGUCAAUAACAUAAACAUAGUAACAUAUAAGUCAGUCGAAAUCUAUUUUAUGUUUUUGAUAUAAAUUGUUGCUUCCUGCGCAACGCAAGUAAUUAGAGCAUAUUAUUAAUUUCAGUAUUCCAGUGCUGAACAAAAACAUUAAAGUAUGUAUCUUUGCUUUGGGUGGAUGUCUCUUUCAGAUGUGAAAAGGGAUGAGGGUUUUACUUCUUUUGAGUCUUUAAAAAUAUAACAGUUUUAACUAAUUCUUGCUGAUGCUUGUAAUCCCUAAUCUUUAUUUGCAUAUCCUUUAAGAUGUUAAUUGCGUCAAUGACUUUAUAAUAUAUUAAAGAGGUAUACCUUGUCUUGGUUAUUAUGUUUUAAAAACAUUACGAUUCACGCCAAAGAAAAGGCUCAGUUAUAGCAGAGACCUAAUAAUGUUUCUGUGACACCUGUUUACCAAGUCGUUAUUGAAGCACGCUCUGUUCAAAUUAUUCUUUUAAUGCAAAUAAAUAAAAAUGUUGGACCAUG